GAGAAGGGAAAUAACUUGCUGACUUACAUUAGGAUUUAAACUCAGGUCUUUCUAACUCCAAAGCUCGUUUUCUUUUCUUCACACCAUUCUGCCUUCCACUGUAUCCCGAAGGCCGCUCCGUCUUUGGUCCUUGUAAGUAAGUAUAAGGGAGACAUGAUGAAGCUUGAGCAGGAAAUUAUUACUAGCAAUCACAGGCUAUUGUAGAUCCUCAGAUCCUUCUUUUACAGUAGUUGAAGGCUAUUAACACAGUAUUCAAUGCUCUUAUACUUGACUUAGCCAUUUUUUAGACAUAGGCUUGUAGAAUGCUAGAGCUAGAGGGGAAAUAUCUAAUGGUCUUAUUUCCUUGGUUUAUAGAUGAAGAAACUGAGAUCCCGAGGAGUAAUAAUUCUCCCUAGCUAGUCAUGGGCAUGGCUGAACCUAAGAGUGAAAUCUGAUUCCCUCUCCAGUGUUCUUUCCCUUUACAUGAUGUUGUCUCUCAUUUCUGCGUCAUUCCUGUACGGUGCUGCCUGAGAGAAAGACGAGCAGUGAUUCCUCACUGUGCUUUUUUUCAUAAUCUGAGACCUGGAUGAGCUGUUAGAUCACUUUCGUCUUUGAUAUCCGGGAUAACAAAAGUACUAGUUACAUUUACUUAAAUGAAACAUAAUGCUAGCUGUGCUGUUUUAGACGCUUAUCUGGUUUUUUCCAGUACUAAUCUUACUGGCAAGAGCAUUUUAGUUCUUACGUGGUUGAGAUUAAAGUACUGUAAUUACAGUCAUGUGUUGACCUUGUAUUGAGAGGUCUUGGAUUGAAGUCUCAGCUUCACCUUUAACACUGGGAAGUCACUUUUACCUCUCUGAGUAGGUUUCUUCAGCUUGUAGAAUGGGAGUGGUGUUCUCUUGCCAUAGCUGUGAGAAUUAAGUGAAAUCAAAUAUGUGAGUGUGCCUGGUACACUGUCACUCCCCAGAUCCCAAAGAUCUCGGGUUAGUGAAAGACAAGCAAGGGGUUCUGUUGUAACUUGAGAUGCAUUUAAGUUUUUUAAAUAACUUUUAUGGGAUUAUAAAGUAGUAUUCAAUGUAGAAAAUACAUAAAAAUACAAGAAAAUAGAAAUCUCUAAUAACUGUCCUCAGAUAAUUGUUAGUUUCCCUCCUCCCUACACCAACAUCUUGGUUAUUCUUAGUAGUUGGUUAUAAAUCUAUUCAGAUUAUUAGCUUUAACCCAUAAGAGUUUAUUCAUUCCCUCACUUGAAAGAAGUUUGGAGAUAUGCAGUGCAAGGCUGUUGUGACAGAUCCAUGAUGUCAUACGGGAUCCAGGCAUUUUCCUUCCUCAAGGUCCCCUCAUGUUCCAUGACGAUUGUUUGAACUCCAGCCAUGGCAUCUUCAUUCCAGCAGCCAGACCCUCCUGGAAGUCCUACCCAGCACUUCAGCUUUCUAAUUACUGGCCAGGAUUUAUUCACAUGGUCACAUCUUGCUUUAAGAAUGGCUAGAAAAUAGAGUGUUUUAAGUGAGCACGUUGCCCAAGGUUUGUUAAGAAGAAGAAGAGCAUCUUGGGAGGUAGGUGGUAGUUUCUGUCACAAACAAGAACAUAACAAUCACUAGCUUCUAAACUGUAUCAUUAUUCUGAUGAAGCUUAUACUUUAAUUUGAAAGCAACCAGAACUCUAUUCUUAAACUCUUCGUUCAGACCAAAUAUGUUAAAACUCAGGAGUGCCGCCUUCAAAUGCAGGGGUGUAAAUUUCAGGUCACUUUUGUUCUUGAAUAAAGAAAAUAUUAUUAUUUAUUUUUCCAAGGUAAAAAUGUGCUCAAAAAUUAGGCUUUAUUUUCAAACGUAGGGAAAACAAGAUGGUAAGAAAAUAAAAAUGGAUUUUGUAAAUUUUCGGAUGAUUGCUCUAUGUUGCUGUUGUAAUUCUAAAAUUGAGUUACUUAAUCUCUGUAACAAAACUGUGCUUUAUUUCAGGAGAAUGGGAAUGGAGUAUUAGACAAAAAUGAUUUUAUAAUCUUUGUAUCAUGAUUUUUAGCUCCCCAGUUAUUGCACAGUCUCGCUGUGUGGGAAGUUCAGCUGAAAAACCGAAGCAGUUAAUGAGCAAAUAUGAUCACAUUUCUCCACCAAGGUCUCAGCCUGAUAAGGAGAAUCCCUUGUUGUCAACCUAAUGAAGCAUUCAAAGAAGACGUACAAUUCUUUCCAAGAUGAACUUGAAGAUUAUAUCAAAGUUCAGAAAGCCAGAGGCUUAGAGCCAAAGACUUGUUUCAGAACUAUGAGAGAGGACUAUUUGGAAACCUUUGGGUAUAAAGAAGAGGUUGAUUCCAGACCCAAAUAUAGAAUGUCUGAUCAAAGACUCCCAUCUGAGACUGUCCAGACUUACCCAGGGUCAUACAAUAUUCCACAAACAUUGGAAAACCAGUUACCUCAGCGGCUACCAGCUCAUGACAGCAGACUGAGACUAGGCUCUCCAAGCUAUUGUCAGUUCACCACAGACUAUUCAUCAGAAAAACCAGUACCCCUGAACCUUAGUCAGCAAGAGUAUAAUUGUGGCUCAUACAGUGGAGAAUCUGCAGUUUACAAGCACCUCUCCUCAGAAAACAGUACCAGUGCCCAUCAAGCCAGUCAUAAACAGCUACAUCAGAAGAGAAAAAGGCACCCUGAGGAAGGCAGAGAAAAACCAGAGGAGGAGCGGCCCAAGCAUAAGAAGAAAAAAAGUUGUGAGGAAAUGGAUUUAGACAAACACCAGAGCAUCCAAAGAAAGAAAGCAGAGGUGGAAGCAGUCAGUGUCAGUACAGAAAAGCUUAAGAAUCGAAAGGAGAAAAAAAGCCGAGAAGUGUCUUCUAAGAAAGAGGAACGUAAGCGUAGAAAAGAGAAAAAGGAUCAAGGCCAAGAGAGGACAGAGGAGGAAAUGCUGUGGGACCAGUCUAUCCUUGGAUUUUGAGGCUGUCUAGUUGGUUCUCCAGAGGUUGAAUUGAAAAAAAUAGUUGAGUAGUUUGGUUUCAUGAGAUUCAUGUUUAUAUCACUUUUCUUAUAUGAACAGGUACUUUAACCUCUUAACAAAGGCCACCUGAAUGGAAAGUAUUUAGUAUGCUUAUUCUCCAACACAGAAGUUACUUUUCCUUACUUUGUAAAAGCAGCAUUACAUUUUCUUACAUAUAAUGUAACCUCCCUUAGUGAGAAUGGCUCUGCUUUUUAUUCAUCAAAUUGCUGUUGAUAGUGGAGUUAUUUUCCCUUGGGAGAUCACUUGUUUUAAACUGGAGGAUUAAUAGGCUUUGCAGAAUCUGUUUCUUGGUUGGGUUUGCUUUGCUCUUAGUGGGAUGCUUUUAAGUUUGUUGGUUUUCUUUAUGAAGCAAUUUAGAAGAUUAUUUUCUUUGUUAGCUCAAACUUGCUGUGUAUUUCCUCGGUUGGAAAUUGGAAAAUGAAAUGCAUUAUAAUAAUAAGCUUGGGUUAAAUAUGGUUUUAAAAGUUUUCAAAGAGUCCUGAUGCAAAAUCAGCUUAUAUUCUGGAAAUGUUUAUAAUAAAGUGUUCUAAUUUC
Trichechus manatus latirostris (Florida manatee) is the source of this 3492-nucleotide messenger RNA. It is a transcript of the gene KRCC1, whose product is annotated as lysine rich coiled-coil 1. The record is from RefSeq and is a predicted model, not a curated record. NCBI's taxonomy places the organism in Eukaryota, Metazoa, Chordata, Mammalia, Sirenia, Trichechidae. The transcript is spliced from 2 exons. The coding region runs from base 2125 to 2898 and encodes 257 amino acids.